Molecule: messenger RNA, 1573 nt
Organism: Cyprinodon variegatus (sheepshead minnow)
Lineage: Eukaryota; Metazoa; Chordata; Actinopteri; Cyprinodontiformes; Cyprinodontidae
Gene: ptpn18
Product: tyrosine-protein phosphatase non-receptor type 18-like
Exons: 13
Coding region: 1-1185 (394 amino acids)
Biological process (GO): peptidyl-tyrosine dephosphorylation
Cellular component (GO): nucleus; cytoplasm
Molecular function (GO): non-membrane spanning protein tyrosine phosphatase activity
Source: RefSeq, a predicted model, not a curated record
AUGUUUGUCCUGCAGGGGGCGUCAGGUGACCGCAAAUACAUCGCCUCUCAGGCGCCUCUCAGCUCCACGGUGACUGACUUCUGGAGGAUGAUCUGGCAGCACCAAACCAAGGUGAUAAUCAUGGCCUGCAGGGAGAUCGAGAUGGGGAAGAAAAAGUGUGAGUCCUACUGGGCAGCUCCUCAUCAGUCUGCAGCAUUCGGACCUUUUACCGUAACUUCUGAGGCGGAGUCCCGACCCAAUGAGGACGUUGUGGUCAGAACUCUGACUGUCAGCUAUCAGCAGGACGUCCGUUCAGUGGUUCAGUUCCAAUACUUAUCCUGGCCGGACCACGACGUCCCCUAUGAGAACGCAGGCGUUCUGGACCUGCUGGAGCGAGCAAGGAGCAGCCGAGGAGGUGAUACCGCCCCUGUUCUGGUCCACUGCAGUGCGGGCUGUGGGAGGACAGGAGUCAUCUGUGCUCUCGACUACAUCUAUGACCUUCUGGUUACCAAGCGGAUCUCCCAAGACUUCAGCAUCCUGAGCAUUGUCCUGGAACUCCGCAGACAAAGACCCUCUGCUGUGCAGACCAAAGAUCAAUAUCGCUUCAUCUUCACCGCAGUCGCCAGCAUGUUUGAACGCUUCCUGCAGACAUCUGAUGACGGCCUCUACUGCAACCUGUCUGAGGUGACAAAAACAGAGAAGAGAACCUCGGCAGCAGCUUCAUCGUCCGUCAACAGGUUAUCAAAGCCUACCAUGAAUGACACGUACGCUGUUGUCAACAAGCCCAAGCAACCCCACAGAACCACAUCAGAACCCGCCUACUGUCCUGUGGUGACACCACGGGCCAAACCUGGAAGCAGGACGCUGCCUUCAUCCCAUCACUAUGACAACGAUUGCAAAGGAGCAUCUUCGGCGCCCAUCUACAGCACGGUGAAACCCAAAGAGAAGCCUCGCUCCCUGCCGCCGUCGGCCUCACCCAUAUACGACAUCGCCACCCCAGCCAGUCAGUCCAUAGAGGGCUCAGACUAUCACCUGGUGUCAGCUGAUGAUCUGUCAGCAGGUGAUCCCGACUAUGAAGACGUUUCCUCUCCUGCGUCAGACUCCAGCAGUUUCUUUGCACCUGGCAGCAUCGGUUUUAACUGCCGCAUCCAGAAGCCCAAAGGACCCAGAGACCCUCCGGCUGAGUGGGGACGCCUGGAGCGCUGAACUAAAGACCGGGUUCACAUUGGACCAUCAGACUGGACUGAAUCAGUUCCCACUGAGCGGCAAAGAUUCAUCACACCGACACGACUGUGCUUUAAUUGUUUACUGUAAUCUUUCAAAACUCCUGUUUAAUUUCACUCUAAGAUUGUAGAAAGCUGCAGAUGUGUUUAAUUCAUUGUUUUAAAUGUUUUCCUAUUAUGUCUUAUUAAACUUCCCCAAAAAAUAUGAUUAAUUUUAUUUUUUUCUUGAAGGUUUUUUCAAAGGGUGUCACAGAAUGGCAGGUCUGAGAAUCGCCUUAAAAAGCUCAUUAAAAACAUGAGUUGAAAUAAUGAUGUUUUAUUGAUCUAAGCGUUUCGCACUUUAUUUUUAACAAACAUCCAGUUUGGCUUAA